This is a messenger RNA of Lolium perenne, 1735 nucleotides long. The record is from RefSeq and is a predicted model, not a curated record. Lineage: Eukaryota; Viridiplantae; Streptophyta; Magnoliopsida; Poales; Poaceae.
CCAUGCCGAUCGCCGCUGAUUCCACCGGCGAGCAAGCCCCGGACCCUGCUCCCAACGAUCCCUCGGAGGAACCCCGCAAGGCCUCUGACCAGCCCGACCGUGGUGAGGACAACGAGGUCGACUUCGAGGAGGAGGAGGACGCAGAGGAGCUGGACGGGCCGGCGGCGGUGGUAGCGGCGCACAAAGAGAGGGCACGGGCCGUGUUCGCACGCCUCUACACUGAGCCGAUCGGCAUCCGCGUGCACGACAUCAUCAUCAAGGGUAAUCUCAAGACCCGCGCCUCGCUCAUCGAGGCCGAGGUCGCUGACCUCCUCCGCUCUGCCGGCACCGUGCAGGACCUGCUGCACGCCUCCAGACUUGCCGGCACGCUGCUGCGCCGCCUCGACGUGUUCGACUCCAUCACCAUCACCCUUGACGCCGGACCGCCUGAGUUUCCUGGUACUACCAACGUCGUCAUCCAAGUGGUGGAGGCGGCCAGACGCUUCGAUGGAGCCAUCUGCUCCAAGGCAAAGGUGAAGGUCUUUGAUUGGCUUAAUCAUUAUCCCUCCGUUAUCAUUGCAUAUGAACUGAAAAUUGCAACACAAUUGCCCUCAAUUUGUUUUAUACAGUUGAUGCUAUCAUGGUCAGUUCUAGGAUGGCUCAUGUUGAAGAACCUCUUUGGUUAUGGGGACAUUUGGGAUGCUUCAGCGGCAUACAUUGGGGAUCGGUCAUUCGACAUAGGCAUUGGAGCGUACCUGCCAAGAUUUAAAUCAAUACCAACACCUUUGAUGGCCCGGGCAUCAGUCAUUUCCACAGAUUGGCUGAAAUUUUCAUCAUACAAGGAGCGUCUUCUUGGCCUUUCGUUUGAUUUAUUUUCAAGCUGGUGCCAUAACGUAUCUUAUAAUCUAGGAUGGCGUACCUUAACUGAUCCCUCACAAAUGGCAUCAGAAUCUAUAAGGAGGCAGUUAGGACGUGAUCUUCUUUCAGCUUUAAGCUAUACUUAUAAAAUAGAUAAAAGAGAUUCGGAACUCUGGCCAACAGAAGGAUAUGCAUUUAUCUCAACUUCUCAAGUUGGUGGUCUAUGGAAAAAGGGACUAAGAUUCUUCCGCCAGGAGUUUGAUGUUCGGGGCGCUGUUCCAUUUGGUUUUUGCAAUGCUGCCCUUAAUGUUGGCAUAGCAGCAGGGGUGAUUCUACCUUUGGGCAGAGGAUUUAUGGAGUUAUCUUCCCCUGUGCCUGAUAGAUUUUACCUUGGAGGCCAUUCUUCUCCCGUAAGCAGCCUUGGUGCGCUAUCAUCUCUGUUGGGUUUCCAAAGAAGAGGAGUUGGCCCAUCUGAACCACGGAGGUCUGCCUCAGUCGAGCUUGCUACGGACCAUGCUGCUGCCUCUUCAGGGAGGGAUUACUUGGGAGGUGAUCUUGCGGUCUCUGCAUUUGCUGAUCUUUGCUUUGAUUUGCCCGGGAAGCUUCUCAGAGAUACUGGAAUACAUGGUCAUGCAUUUCUUUCUGCUGGGAACCUUGCCAAGUUGUCUGAGAGUGAGUAUAAGAAUUUCUCAUUUCCUGAGUUUCGCCGCACAUUCAGGAGCUCUGCUGGUGUUGGCAUUGUUUGGCCAACUAAACUUUUCCGGUUGGAGAUGAAUUACUGCUAUAUCCUGAAGAAACUUGAGCAUGACUGUGGAAAGUCUGGAAUUCAGUUCAGCAUAUGUUCACCAUCGUAGAUGUUUGUAAUAAUGUGCAGCAACCUCUUCUGACUUGAAGAAUA